Molecule: messenger RNA, 936 nt
Organism: Teleopsis dalmanni
Lineage: Eukaryota; Metazoa; Arthropoda; Insecta; Diptera; Diopsidae
Product: trypsin zeta-like
Exons: 1
Coding region: 89-895 (268 amino acids)
Biological process (GO): proteolysis
Molecular function (GO): serine-type endopeptidase activity
Source: RefSeq, a predicted model, not a curated record
AGUUACAAAAUUGUCUUCUAAAAAUCAAAAAGUUAAAAUUUAUAGAAUAUUUGUUAGUAAAUUACAAACAAAAUUUUUGUAAAAUAUCAUGAAUAGUGCUUGUUAUUACAUUACACUAUUAGUGCUAGCUGCAAGCACUUUAACGGCGUCACUAAAUAAUAUCAACACAAAUGCGAACUUGGAAGACAAUACUUCACGCAUCGUUGGAGGUAAGGACGCUCACAUCGCUGUUUAUAAUUAUCAAGUAAGUCUUCGUUACAAGAGUCUCUUUGAACCAGAACAAUCUUACGAGCACAUAUGUAGUGGUGCCAUAUAUUCGGAUAUAAUUGUAAUAACAGCAGCACAUUGUGUUAUUGGUACAGUGCCAAGUCAAUUCAAGGUAGUUGCUGGUAGUAAUUAUCGUAGCGACAAUAGCGGUACUAUUGUGCCAGUGAAAGAAAUCAUUAUGAAUGAGAAUUAUAAACCUAAUACAGCUGAAAACGAUAUUGCUAUAUUAGUUCUUGGUUUACCUUUAAGGCCGAAUAACUUUACAAUUGGAACUAUUGAUUUGGUGAAGAGCAGUCCGAUUACAGGUGCAACUGCAACAAUAACUGGUUGGAGAAGAACUAAAUCGUCAUUGACAGAAGUUUUACAGGUUACGCGUGUACCUAUUGUUAGUCACGAUCAAUGUAAAGAGGAUCAUAAGGGACAAAUAACUGAUUCUAUGUUUUGUAUAAAUGCAGCCGGCAACAAUGAUUGUGAAGGGGAUUCUGGUGGUCCCGUUGUUGUAAAUGAUAAGCUAGCUGGUAUUCUUUCUAGACAAUUAGAUUGUACUCAACCAAACUUGCCAGGUAUUAGUGCCGAUGUAGCACAUUUACGUAAUUGGUUACUAGAAAAAAUUGCUGCAUAUCAGUAAUUGUGUUGCAAUCAGAAAGUAAUAAAUGUAUAAUCUAUAUU